AUGGAGUUUUUGUCUCCGUUUCAGCGGGUGCUGCAGCCCGAGGAGAUGUGGCUUUAUAAGAACCCCUACGUGGAAGCGGAUCACGUCCCCACAGUGCCCAUGUUUUUCAUCGCCUUUCUGUGUCCCUUAUUGCUCAUUGUCCUGGCAAGGGUGUUCAUGAAUGCCGACCGAGAAGACACGCGGGAAGCCUGCCUUGCUGCCAGCCUUGCUCUCGCCCUCAACGGGGUUUUCACAAAUGCCCUGAAGCUCAUUGUGGGGAGGCCACGGCCAGACUUCUUCUACCGAUGCUUCCCGGACGGACGAGCCAACGUGGAGCUGGUGUGCACAGGGGACCCUGGCACAGUGACUGAGGGACGCAAAAGCUUCCCCAGUGGACACGCUUCCUUUGCCUUUGCUGGUCUUGCCUUCUCUGCCUUCUACAUCGCUGGGAAGCUGCGCUGCUUCUCUCCCGGCCGUGGAGGGAGGGCUCUGCGGCUCUGUGCCUUCCUCCUUUCCCUCAUCGCCGUGUCCCGCACCUGUGACUACAAGCACCACUGGCAAGAUGUGUUGGUUGGCUCAGCGAUCGGCUUCACGCUUGCGUACCUCUGCUACAGGCAGUAUUACCCUCCUCUGAUGGACUCCAUGUGCCACAAACCAUUUCUGUACAAAUCCAGACAACUCCCAGCACACCAAGACAAGCCUGCAGCUUCCAGCUUCCACCUGGACUUAUAG
Antrostomus carolinensis (chuck-will's-widow) is the source of this 711-nucleotide messenger RNA. It is a transcript of the gene PLPP5, whose product is annotated as phospholipid phosphatase 5. The record is from RefSeq and is a predicted model, not a curated record. Lineage: Eukaryota; Metazoa; Chordata; Aves; Caprimulgiformes; Caprimulgidae. Gene Ontology annotation, cellular component: membrane. Gene Ontology annotation, biological process: phospholipid metabolic process; phospholipid dephosphorylation. Gene Ontology annotation, molecular function: phosphatidate phosphatase activity.